This is a messenger RNA of Chlorella variabilis, 1152 nucleotides long. Its product is annotated as expressed protein. The record is from RefSeq and is a predicted model, not a curated record. The transcript is spliced from 4 exons. Bases 1 to 1152 code for a protein of 383 amino acids. NCBI's taxonomy places the organism in Eukaryota, Viridiplantae, Chlorophyta, Trebouxiophyceae, Chlorellales, Chlorellaceae.
AUGGGUCCUACUGACCUUGGCAGUGGCCGCUACAGCUGCGCCCAGUGCCGGUGCGUGUGGGACCUGGCUGCCAGCCAGCCGCCCACAGGCGGGCCCGCCUUGUUCAUCCCGCCCCUGAAUUCCACUGCCGCCACGGGCCUCAACCCGGCCUGCCCAGCAGUCACCCUGGAUGGCUCCGCCUUCACCGCUGCCGUGCCCAACUGCACCUCGCCCAACCCCCCCACCAUCGCCGUGUUCAACGAAGGAAUCCAUGGGGUGGUGGUGAUGUCGCAGGCGGCGUGCACCCUUGAAUCCUACUUCUGGGCCAACUCCUUUCAGAUCAAGUCGGCCUCCUUGAACGUCUCCCUGGCCGCCUUCCUGGUGGGCUUCACCGGGGCUGGGCUGAACGCGAGCAGCGCGAUAUCCUGGGCCUUUAGCGGCGGCGGCACCGGCGCCAACAGGACCGCGUCGCUGGCGCCGGGCGCCGCCCUGCCCACCACCCGCCAGCUGCGCCUGCGCCUCAACACCCCCGCGCCGCUGCUGCUCACAAACGGCAGCGGGGUGAGGGUGAGCAUGGUGGGGGGAGUGGCAGAUGGCUACAUAGACGGCGCCUACCAGCUCAUCCGAUACCUCUACUCCUUCCAGCGCGGCACCUGCUCCUGGCAGCUGGCCAGCGCCGCCGCGGGCGGCAGCGUGGCCGCCGCCGCCGCGGGCUGCCCGCGCGUCACGCUGGGCAGCCCCUACCGCGCCUGCGGCUCGCCGCCUGGCGUGUCUGGCGGCUUGGUGGGCGGCGGCAUGCGGCUGUACCUCAACACCACCCUCGGCUGCAUCCCGGAGGGAGCCUUCUCGUCUGUCAACCUCACCGCCGGCGGCGUCGAUGUGCUGCUGUCGCAGGUCAACAUCACUGGGGUGGGCACUGCCCUGGAUCUUGCUCAAGACAUCACUCUCCUCCUAGCCACCGCCGACGGCGCCAUGCCCGCCACCCUCGCCGGCGGCAGCCUGCCAUCGCCAGCUGCCAGCGCGUCUCUAGCGCUGGAUCCGCCGGUGCUGGUUCGGGCAGGCGCCAGAGCUAGGGUGUCGGUAGACGCCGCCACGCUGGCGGGCGGCGAUGCUGCGCAGGCGUUCGUCGUUGUUGGCGCCCUGGGGGACGCCCCGAACUGGGCCAAUGCCUGA